This is a messenger RNA of Neocloeon triangulifer, 793 nucleotides long. RefSeq lists its product as uncharacterized. Bases 226 to 780 code for a protein of 184 amino acids. The transcript is spliced from 5 exons. Lineage: Eukaryota; Metazoa; Arthropoda; Insecta; Ephemeroptera; Baetidae. The record is from RefSeq and is a predicted model, not a curated record.
UCCACUGGGCGUGACUCGAUGAUUGUUGCUUGUUGCUUUUGUUUAUUUUGAUUUUUAUUUGUGAUGGAAAAACGCCGGAAUCCUUCGAAUUCGGCCGCUUGUCUCGCAGAUUAACAAAAAUUGUUCGAUCGCCGAAAAGUGUUUCAAUUUUCUACCCAUUUUGAGAAUCUUUUGACGGCGCUUUCUAGUUGAGGGAAGGCUCGACUCGAUUCACUUUUGCGAGACAUGGAGGACCAUUCUGAAAUUUUUGCCAAUACCACGGAGAGAGAUAAAAUGACGGACAUCUGGGAGAUUGCGGCGAAAUAUCCAGAUUUACAAAUAGUUACAAUUGAGAAGCGUGAGCACAUCUACUCGGCUAAAGCAGGACGUUGCUUCAGGUGUGGACGGAAAUAUGAAGAGAAUAUAAGUGUCCACAAACCACCAGACAAGAGUAAAGAAUCAGAAAGAAGAGCCAGUUGGGUGAAGAAUCUGGGAAAUGAGAGGUUGCACGACAUAGACUUUCUUGUUUGUUCUGCAAAUUUCUCAGAAAAACAAUUCAACCCCUCUUUUCUAAUGAGAAAGCAAUUAAUGGGCAGCGAGAAAUUUAAACCGUAUCACGCCCUUUUACCUUCUGCAGUCCCCGAUGUCCCAAAUGGUUGCUUGUAUAGAAAAAUGGACGUCAUCUACGAGGAACUAGUUCCUGCUGCUGCAAAAUCCAGGGAUUCAAGUGAAGCAUCAGCUCACAAUGAUGGAAAAAUUAAUGGUUUAUAUUGGCAUUCAAUAAAAAUAAAAAUCAUAUAGAAGUAAUUUUUUC